Molecule: messenger RNA, 751 nt
Organism: Anopheles arabiensis
Lineage: Eukaryota; Metazoa; Arthropoda; Insecta; Diptera; Culicidae
Gene: ATPsynF
Product: putative ATP synthase subunit f, mitochondrial
Exons: 2
Coding region: 162-485 (107 amino acids)
Biological process (GO): proton motive force-driven mitochondrial ATP synthesis
Molecular function (GO): proton-transporting ATP synthase activity, rotational mechanism
Source: RefSeq, a predicted model, not a curated record
ACCUGGUCUACUUUAUGCACCUUGAUUCCUACCCAGACCUUGGUCGUCAACCUGCCAAACUUAGUUAUCUUUCUCACUGUAUUUCACGUUUUCUUCGAUUGCCGUACGGAAAAUAAGUCAUAAUCCUGAGAAUAACAAAGGAAAAAGAAAGGAAAGUGGAAAUGGCUAUCGGUGACUAUCCGGCAGAGUACAAUCCAAAGGUCCAUGGGCCCUACGAUCCAGCCCGAUUUUACGGGAAGGCUGAUGCUCCGUUCGGUCAGGUAAAACUUGGCGAUUUGGGCGCUUGGUUUGGACGACGAGACAAAAAUCCUCGUGCCAUAGCAGGAGUUUUUAGUCGCGCUUUUUGGAGAUGGCAGCACAAGUAUAUGCAGCCGAAGCGAACGGGAAUUGCUCCGUUUUUUCAAGUCAUCGUCGGAGGAAUGGUGUUCUUCUAUACCAUUAACUAUGGAAAACUGAAGCAUCACCGUAACUACAAAUACCACUAAAUGUUGGCAAAUCGUCUGCACGAUGAUUAUCAUUACAUAAUUGCAAGGUGUUUUAUGGUACGCUUGUUUAUAACAGAAACUUUCAUUGUGUAGAAUUAUGUAACUCUUUCAUAUUCUUAUUCCAGCAGAAGAUCAUCGCUAUUAAUAGAGUGUAGUUCGGUUUGCGACAUAUAACUUGUAGUGAAGUAUAAAAAAGAAACAUUCAAUUGAUGCAAAUGAUGUAAUGAUGAAAAAUCAAUAAAUGUAUGUUUGUUUGGCAGAUCUGA